GAAGAUUUCCAUUAACUCUGCCCUCGUGUGUUAUCUAUCCAUCCAUCCAUCACCGCCUCCCCCUCUGCUUCCUCGCCUCUCUCUCUUCUCCCUCGCGCCGCUUCCUCUCCCUGCCGCUUUUUAGGGUUUUUGUACACCGCUCGCCACGCCAACGCGCCGCCCCCCCGGCGAGGUGAACGAGCCUCACCCCCACGAGAUGGGCCACGUCGACGACUCGCCCGCAUCGGCAGCCGCCGCCGCGGCGCGCGACGCGAAGAAGAAGAGGGGGAACCGGUCGUCGGCGAAGCUGAAGCAGUGCAAGCUCGACGCGCGCCGCGAGCAGUGGCUCUCGCAAGUCAAGGGUGGAAAGGAGGCUAAGGUACGGACUUCGCUGACUGGUACAGAGCCAAAUGCUGGGUCCCUGACCGUUCCUUCGCCACACCCUCCACUCCCUCACCGUCGCGUCGAUGUGAGGUCAAGGGGAGGGGAUCCAGAGGAGGACAAGGAGGAGACGGGUUCUGCCAGGCAUGACUUAGGCAGCUCCUAUGUCGAUUCCCCUGUGCAAAGCCCUAGCUCGGACAAUUCUGGAAGUGUUGGCGGCAUGCACAGGAAGCAUUACAGCAAUGGGGGUGGCCUCAGUCUCAGCAGCAGCAGCAGUGCAUGGUCCAGCUCGAGAAGUGUGAGUGAGGCUGAGGAUGAUGAUACAGGUGGCCCUGACGAAGAGAACGGGGUCCUGGAUGACUGGGAAGCGGUUGCUGAUGCAGAUGCACUUGCAACUGAUAAUUGUCAUUCCCAGCAGAUUUCAGGUCCCAUGGUGCAGCCAGCAGCUCCAAAUGUUUGUGCAGCUCCUGCCAACCCAACAGGAAGGCAAGAUCCCAUUCGGAGAACAAGAGCUUGGGCACCUGAUGAUGUGUUCCGUCCACAGAGCUUGCCUAAUAUUGCCAGGCAGGCCAGCUUCCCAGCAAGCAUCGGGAACUGCUGGAUGGAUGCUUCACAACAGGUUGUCCACUCUUCGCCUUUGACAUGCCCAAUAUGUUGUGAAGAUUUUGACCCAACGGACUCAAGCUUCUGUCCCUGCCCUUGUGGGUUUCGCCUGUGUCUCUUCUGCCACCACAAGAUCCUUGAAGCUGAUGGGCGCUGCCCUGGCUGCAGGAAGGAAUAUGUUGCAGCGCGGCUUUCCCGAUCUUGCAGCAUGGGUCCAAGAUACUAAGUUGUGCCAGGGUUAUAAUAGCUCUCUGUCGCAAUUCUGUCGUUCGCAUGUUUCGAUUGAAUAUGCUAGUUUUGUCUUGUGUUGGCUGUUUUUGGUAUAAAGAAAUGUGAAUAUUGGAAUAGGUGCUAAAUCCAUAUAGUAUGUCUCCAGAAACCCCGUGUCUCUUUUUAGGCUGUUUGCAUUGUAUCUGAUGCAUAUGUUGCUGGAGAGGACUACUUAUCGUUUUGUGGUAUCAUAUAUGAUAGCUAUAUAAGAUGACCUUUGCAGUUCCUUAUCGACCCACUUAUGAGCUAUGAAGUAAAUUGAUGGUUGC
Molecule: messenger RNA, 1502 nt
Organism: Oryza brachyantha (malo sina)
Lineage: Eukaryota; Viridiplantae; Streptophyta; Magnoliopsida; Poales; Poaceae
Exons: 3
Coding region: 197-1189 (330 amino acids)
Biological process (GO): protein ubiquitination
Cellular component (GO): CCR4-NOT complex
Molecular function (GO): ubiquitin-protein transferase activity
Source: RefSeq, a predicted model, not a curated record